This is a messenger RNA of Penaeus indicus, 3056 nucleotides long. RefSeq names its product zinc finger and BTB domain-containing protein 3-like. Bases 1 to 2373 code for a protein of 790 amino acids. NCBI's taxonomy places the organism in Eukaryota, Metazoa, Arthropoda, Malacostraca, Decapoda, Penaeidae. Gene Ontology annotation, biological process: regulation of transcription by RNA polymerase II. Gene Ontology annotation, molecular function: protein binding. The record is from RefSeq and is a predicted model, not a curated record. Gene Ontology annotation, cellular component: nucleus. The transcript is spliced from 8 exons.
AUGCUGCAAAUGAAGCGCGGUAACGAGUCCUUGCCGGGCGACUUUGCAGGCCCGGACGCGGGCACCUCGUCCUCAGGAGAGCGUUCUGCAGGUCUUCAUCCUUCUCUGUGGCGUGUCACGUGGUCGCUAAAUGGGUGUCCCAGUUUUGGAUCUUUAAAGACAGACCUUUUCAUAUGGUGGGAGACGGGCGGGCGGGGUCGUAAGGCGAGCACGGAGCAGCCCGAGGGCCGGUCAGCAGGCCAGCAGCAUCAGCAGCAGGCGCAGCAUCAGCAGGAUGAUGAGAAGAAACAGACAUAUAACCUGUGUUGGAAUGAGUUUCCGACCAAUCUAUUAUCUUUUUUCAAAGAGCUUCGCGAACAGGAGGAGUUCGUAGAUGUUACCCUUGCCUGCGAGGGUCAGCAGGUGGCGGCCCACAAGGUCGUCCUCUCCGCCUGCAGCCCCUACUUCAGGUCUCUGCUCAAGAACAACCCGUGCGACCACCCCAUCAUCAUCCUGAACGAGGUGCGCUACACGGAGCUGGUCACCCUCCUGCAGUACAUGUACCAUGGCGAGGUGCAGAUUGCCCACGACCAGAUCAAGGACUUCCUGCGCACCGCCAAGUUGCUACAGAUCCGCGGGCUGGCCGAGGCCGCGGCCGCAGAGUCCAAGACGCGGACGCCCCCGGAGACCAGCCGCGAGAAUGGUCCCGCCCGCGAGGCGCCCACGCCCACGCCCAAGGCUGAUUCCGUCGAGCCCGAGGAGGAGGGGCGGCCUCCAGACAGCCCCCAGGUAAAGCGCAUCAAACUGAGCAGUAGCGUGGGCGCACCGCCCUCGUCGUCGCCCUCGCCGCUCCAGACCGGGGGUCCCAGCCCCCCCGCGCCCACGCCGCCCAUCGCCAGCCUCCCGCCCACUAUGAGCACCAUGGCGAGCAUGUCCGGCCUUCCCUCCCUUCCGCCCGUGGGCAUCCCGGGCCUGCCCCUGCCGCUCUCCCUGCCUUCCUCCAUCACCGCCCUUCCCCCCGUGACCACGGCCCACCCACCCUCCAUCCACCACGCCCGCGGCACCCUCCACACGCCCACCACCGUCAGCCAGCCCUCCUUCCCAGGCAUGUACCCCGGCGCAGGAUCCGAGGACACGCAGGACACCCUGGGCAGCGACCGCUCCGAGGACCGCGAGAAGUCCCGCCACGACGACGACGACCACGAGCACGACCACGAAUCCACCCUGGAGAAGAUGUCCGGCCUAGCCAACAUGGCGGCGCUCAAAGCAUACGGCUUCUUAUCACAAUUUCCGCAUAGCCUAAAUCCCUUAUUUACGAACCAUUUUUCCCUUUUCUCUCCCUUAGGGUUCGGGGGGUUUCCUGGCCCUUCCGGUCUCGUAGGCUUGGCGUCGGCUGCACUUGGCUCCAACCCUGACAGUAAUCCUGACCUUGCUGCUCUACACGCAAACCACGCUGAAGCCUCAUCUCUGGCAGACAUUGCGGUUUCAUACCCAGGUCGUCCCCGCUUCGACUUCUACCGCGUGCGAGCAACGGACCCGCGGCCCUGCCACCUGUGCGGCAAGAUCUACAAGAACGCCCACACCCUCCGCACGCACAUGGAGGACAAGCACUCCAACUGCAACGGGUUCCGCUGCGUCCUCUGCGGCACCGUGGCCAAGUCUCGCAACUCGCUGCACUCGCACAUGAGUCGCCAGCACCGCGGCAUCAGCACGAAGGACCUGCCGCUGCUGCCCAUGCCGGCGCCCUGGGACCCCGAGAUGGCCGCCAAGUACAUAUCGAUGGUGGGCGGCGUCGGCGAGGUCGUCAGGCAGAACUACCGGCGCCCGGACCGCGAGCGAGAGAGCAACACCUCCGGCAGCGACAACGCGUCGCGAGACCGGGAGGUGGAGAAGACCCCGACUUCUCAGGAGAACGGCGGACUGUACUUCAAGGGCGACUUGGGAGGGCGCGACCCGGAGGACGGCAUGAAGGAGCGGCGGCCCUACGACGCCAUCAGCCGCCACCUGGACCUGUACCCUGGCCCCAAACCCGUAGGCGCCUCGCUGCUCGACACCUACCUGCAGAUGAUGCGGGCCUCGGGCAUGGACCUCACCUCGCCCAGCGCUGACAACCUGCCGGACGACCGCAAGUUCCUGCACUCGCGGCCCCUCGGCGGCGGCGUGCUCGACCUGACCCGCCCCGAGAUGACCCGCAGUUGCUCGCCGCCGCCGCGGGAGGACGACCACGGUGGCCAGGGCUCCGACGACUUCAGCGAGGACGAGCACGGCAGCCUGCACCUGGACGAGGUCCGGGCCCCGCAGAAGCUCGGCGGCGGCGCCACCGUGGUGACCGUCACGCCGCGCUCGCCCGAACCCUCCGACACCGAGGACGAGGCAAAGUGGGCCGUGCAGUAGUGAGCACCACAGCACAGCCGUGCAGCGUCACACAGCAAUCACACCAGUGGUACAAAUGACACAGUGGAUGCAAGAAAGAGAUGCGCGCUUGUGGGCGGGAGUCAGAGGCUGUGGCGCCGCCCUUCCCCGCCGCCCGUGAGUCGCCCUCAUGCACGCCUGACUAUUUAUGUCACUGUCAUGCCCCUGUCAUCGCCCUCUCACCUUCCCCAUCAACUAUCAUCCGAGAAAUGAAUUAUACCUUAGUAGAAUAUCUUCUAACUAUGCAACUCCUCAUUCACCCAUUCCCUCGUCCCGCUCCCCCGCCCACACUGACUCUCCUAUCUCCACCUAGCGAAGGAUCCCCUUCCUUCCUUUUUCACCCUCUUUCUCCCACCCCACCCCACGGCCCUCACCACCAGGGGCGUGACUGAGGGCGACGCACGUCUCCAGCAGUUGUCAGUUCUCAGGGACUCGCCGGGCUUCACUCCCUCCUGUACAUACUUCUCACACUCAGGCCGGCGGUGACACAAGGGGGAUGGGCCGCCCACAGGACUCCGCGACUCUCGCCCGCGCACUCCCACAAACACACGCUCUCGUGCACAAAAUGGCACCUUGGUUAUGUGCACCCAAUGGAACUUUAUGUGGCCCUCUGCAUGAUAUGGUAAACCGGUUGGUGCCCUCUCUUGGUGCUCGUCUUUCUUUGA